AUGACUGUCAUGGCGUCAACACACAUUACUAUUAAUAAAAUAACCAAUAGACAAUUCAAUUCAAACAAUUGUCCAUUGAACACUUCCCUGAUUGGUAUUGCUCAAAAUACUCCUGAAGAGCUUAAAAACAAUGAAGAUGCAAUCAUUGAAAUUUUAGUCAAUGACUAUACAACUCAAGAACACAAUUUUGUAAUCAAGAUUACUUAUCUGUAUCUUAUCUCUCGAUUUAAAUAUUUUAAAAACUCUAUUGGGCCUAAUGAAUCUAUGCUUUUCGUCAUCGGCCAGUUAGAAAUUAUUCAAAACGAAUUUUAUGUAUACGCAAAAGACAUGUCAUAUAUUGAUGUUCAGGCACUUACUAAAAAAAGAACCCUAUCCUCUAACAAUCCCCAAAUUUCAACAUUAUCAUCUAAUUCAACACGAUCUAAACUUUUAGCCGCACACAGAAAUAUCUCUAAAGAAUCAGAAAAAAAUCUUGAAGAUUUAACCAAAACAAACACAUCAAGUUCAAGCACAAUGAACUCUAACCAAUUUGAAGAAAAUCUUGAAGAAUUAACUACUAUGAACACAUCAAAUUCAAGUACAGUGAAAUCUGAUCAAUCUGAUUCCGAAUCAUCAAAUUUUCAGAAAUCAAAGCGUGCGAAAACUGAAAAAAAUAACGAAAAU
Racocetra fulgida is the source of this 663-nucleotide messenger RNA. Lineage: Eukaryota; Fungi; Glomeromycota; Glomeromycetes; Diversisporales; Gigasporaceae. The record is from the annotation of a GenBank genome assembly.